AUGACGGAAUCCUUGCAAUUCUUCUCGCCCAAACGCAAACGGGAACCCUCAGAAUCGGACUACUACAGUCCAUCUCCAUCGAUAACGUCCGAUCAUUCUAUCGAGACCUCCCAUGAGGGUCGCAUUGUCGAGGAAGCGGAUAUAGGCAGCCACAGCCCUCGUGCGGCCGUCGCGGGCCGCUUCAAGAAUCUGAACAUUAGAAGCGAUAAUGGUACAAUACCAGUGCACUCGACUAUUUCGCCAUUAUCCUCGAAGUCACCAUUGCCGGAGCUUGCCCCGUCAGCACGAGAAAGCAGUGAAGGAAAACCUUUUGGUACAGCCUCAUCUACGAACGUCCAUACCGUCGAGUGGACUGCAAUUGAAACCCAGCAAGCGAGCAUCGACAGCGAAUGCCAGACACUACCAGACUCAAAUGCUAGACUCGUAACACCAGUGUCGACCCCUUCGAAAAGGAAGAUCAAGUCGCCUUCCCAAUCGCGCUGGAGUCCAUCUUCCAAAUCCCCAAGAAGGCGGUUAUCUCCUUCGCCUUCAGCUGUCUCAGAAGUCGAUCCGCUCACAUGGCAUGACGAUGAAAUCACUGGACACAACCCGACUGACCCCAGCGAUGAUGGGUAUGGCAUCAACGGGAUAGGGUUCAAGCCGACCGCGGCUAUAGCAUGGGCUCGGGCCCGAAAACGCCAACGACAAGUGGAGGAAUGGAAAUCCCGCGAAGCACGAGAAGCUCGGCAAAAACGCCAGGAAAGACGCCACGAAGGCUCAAGUGACGGAGAAUCGCGAGGUGCACACAAAUCUACGGUUCAAAAACGGGUGAAAUUCGACGAACCGGGCAGUGGCUGA
This is a messenger RNA of Penicillium diatomitis, 837 nucleotides long. RefSeq lists its product as uncharacterized. The record is from RefSeq and is a predicted model, not a curated record. Lineage: Eukaryota; Fungi; Ascomycota; Eurotiomycetes; Eurotiales; Aspergillaceae. The transcript has a single exon. The coding region runs from base 1 to 837 and encodes 278 amino acids.